CCCCCAGCUCCACAGCCACACCACACCACACUGCCGAGACGCAGGCACUGCAGCAGUGCACUACUACUACUCGUAUCGUACUAGCAAGCUACUGUUACUGGUAGCAGCAGGUACGUACGGUAACCAUGGCGAAGAAGAAAACCACCGUGGUCGCCACGCUUCUGGCUCUGAACCUCCUCUUCUUCGCCUUCGCCAACGGCUGCGGCUGCAGGUGCGGCGCCUGCCCUAGUCCAGGCGGAGGAAGCAGUGGGGGUGGUGGUGGAUCUGGCGGCGGGGGAGGAGGGAGCAGUGGGGGUGGUGGUGGAUCUGGCGGCGGGGGAGGAGGGAGCAGUGGGGGUGGUGGUGGAUCUGGCGGCGGGGGAGGAGGGAGCAGUGGGGGUGGUGGUGGAUCUGGCGGCGGGGGAGGAGGGAGCGGUGGAGGCGGUGGAGGGAGCGGCGGCGGAGGGAGCGGCGGCGGCACAGGCGGCGGCACAGGAAGCGGUCGGUGCCCCAUCGACGUCCUGAAGCUGGGCGUGUGCGCCAACGUGCUGAGCGGGCUGAUCAACGUGACCCUGGGGACGCCGCCGCGGACGCCGUGCUGCACGCUGAUCCAGGGGCUCGCGGACCUGGAGGCGGCGGUGUGCCUCUGCACGGCGCUGCGUGCCAACGUGCUGGGCAUCACCCUCAACCUGCCCAUCAACCUCAGCCUCCUCGUCAACUACUGCGGCAGGCGCGUCCCCUCGGGCUUCCAGUGCGCCUAGCGCCCUAGCCUACCUAGCUAGCUCAUGGAUGGAUCCGAUCUUGCCUGCAGAUCGACAAGCCUAGCUAGCUAGCACCUGAUACUACUCGAUCCUAAUACAUACGUACCAUGCUAUGCAUGCACAUGUGUGUGUGUGUGUUCAAUAAUUCAACAAGCUAUGUAUCUAUCUCAUCAUCAUCUAUAGCUACUGUAAUUUGUGAGUAAGAAUGUGUGUGUGUGUGUGUUCUUUUACUGUAUAAUCCAUUCAUCCAUAUCACAUAGUAUGCAUGUAUGCAGUGUUUAAUUUGUUU
This is a messenger RNA of Panicum virgatum (switchgrass), 1029 nucleotides long. RefSeq names its product acanthoscurrin-1-like. NCBI's taxonomy places the organism in Eukaryota, Viridiplantae, Streptophyta, Magnoliopsida, Poales, Poaceae. The transcript has a single exon. The record is from RefSeq and is a predicted model, not a curated record. Bases 126 to 740 code for a protein of 204 amino acids.